Messenger RNA from Cuscuta epithymum, 1359 nucleotides. Lineage: Eukaryota; Viridiplantae; Streptophyta; Magnoliopsida; Solanales; Convolvulaceae. The record is from the annotation of a GenBank genome assembly.
CUCGACCAAACAACGUGUAUAAGGUGUCUUUGGAUAGCUUUUGAAGUAUAUUUUCAUAUUUGAGUGGCCACAGUUCGAGAGGAGAAGUCAAUCAUCCAAAAAUCGAUCUGGAACGAGCAGAGGUCUGUGAACUCGAGCUGUGAGAGUGCGGAGACUGUUUGGCCGAUAUCUCGAGUUUUACCAAUCCAAUUAAGGCGUGUGAGAUACCAAAAGAAAGCUCUCAAGACGAGGAAUCCGUGAAGGUCUGGUUUGCAUCAAUCGGAGUAGAGGAAGGCUUCCAAAUCGUCCGAGCAGAACGAGACCUCGCAGGGACGGAUUUACUCUUCUAAGAAUCGAGUUAGCCGGAAAACACCCGUUCUAGGGGCUGUUUUAGUAUCAACGAUUCGGGGUUGAAAUAGCAACUUGAGGAGGCUGUUUAGCACCCAUUUUCAAGCAAGGAACUAGUUCCCAAUCUUCCUUGGCCGAGGCUUUAGCCAUUGGAUCGAGAAGGAAGGUUUUAAAGCUCAUUUGAGGUUGAGGCUAGAGCUUGCUUCCUGUGCUCGUUGCUCGAGGGAUCAUCUAGGAGGGAAGACUUGAAAUGGACGGUGGUGGCAGGAUUACUAGGAGAAACCCGACGGGCCGUGUACCAGUGGAGACUGGACAGGGCAGUCGAAGGACCUCUAGGGCGUCUAGGGGAGCUGGCCGUGGAGGCCGAUCACAGACCGUGAGUGACGGUCAUGUUGACACAGAAAGUGAAACCUACUGGUCCUAUGAGGACUCAACUUACCAACCGGAGACCGAGCCGGUUGAGACCCCUUACGAAGGGGAUGACGAUGAUAUAAGUGAUGAAGAAGGGGAGAAUGACUCCCUAGCCAGAAUCGAGGCGCUGCUCCAACAAUAUCAGCGGGAGCGCGAAGAAAGGAGGGAACGCCGAAGGCGCCGGGGAGGGCGAACUUUGGGUGGGGCUUCAAGAGGAAGAAGCCAAGGCGACUCUAGGGCCCACAUUGAACCACAUGGGGGCCGGGGUGAUGGAGGUCCGAUCAUAAGGAUCUCAAAAUUUCUCAAAGAGGCGAGAGACUUGGGGUGCAAACCCUUCAACGGAGCAGGUGACAUCUCGGUUGCCGCGGGAUGGAUCAAGAGGCUGAACGAAGCAGCCCUUGAUAUGCAACUCACCCCCGAGUUUAAGCUAAGGGUGGCGGUGAGGUUGCUUGAAGGGAUGGCAUCCACAUGGUGGGACGGAGCCAAGGGAAAGUAUGGCAACACGGUGACUUGGGAGAAUUUCCGACAGGAGUUCUUUGCCCAAUAUUAUUCUGAUUUUGAGGUGAACGCCAAGAGGAGAGAGUAUACCCUCCUGACCCAAGGGGGCAAAAUGACGGUGAG